Peronospora matthiolae is the source of this 483-nucleotide messenger RNA. The record is from the annotation of a GenBank genome assembly. Lineage: Eukaryota; Oomycota; Peronosporomycetes; Peronosporales; Peronosporaceae.
AUGUCAGAGCUCUCUCGUUCUCAAGCUGAGCAAAGGCAAACUCAGCUCGAUGCUUCAAGACAGUGUCCGCCAGUUGAAGACGCCUGUCCCGCUCAUGCUCAAGGUCGUCGCGUAACACCAGAGCUACGCGAUCAAAGAGGCUCUAGGAGUUACACGCUUCCCCACGAUAGUUUGGAGAGCGUCUUCCCUCCUCCUCCACCUCCAUUAGAGGACUCUCGCGGUGGCCAGCGCUAUCUGGUUGAGCAGCUGUUGAACCACCGCGAUGUGAACGGACGUCGGACGAGUUACCUCGUCCGGUGGCGCGGCUAUCCCCCGUCCUGGGAUACUUGGGAGCCCCGCUCCCAACUGAUGGUUGACGUACUGGGUCUGGUCGAGCAGUACGACGCGGUACAUCCUGUGCCGCAGAAGGACCGCUGGAGAAAGUCUUCCCGGCACGGUCGUAAAGGGAUUUCAGGUUGUCAAUCCCUUCGUACAUCUCACUAG